AUGUGUGGGCGAUACGCUCUCGAGUUGACAACUGAGCAAGUCGUCACAGCGCUAGAGAGUAAUGGCUUGAGGAUUGAUAAUGUUUAUGAUGCAGAGCGCGGACUGGAGAGCCUCAAUAUUGCCCCCACUUCGUACGAGCCAGUAUACUACAAGGAGAACGACGAGCACAAUUUGCGAUACAUGCAUUGGGGCCUUGUACCAUCAUUUGCCCACGAGGUGUUCAAAUUCCCCACUCAUAAUUGCAAAUCCGAUAGCCUUGCACACCUAAAACCCAUGUGGAGAUCCGCAAAGACCCGGAGGGCUGCGGUGCCAAUGCAAGGCUACUAUGAAUGGCAUAGCGAAGGCAAGAAGAAGCUUCCAUACUAUUUCAAGGACAAAGACGCUGAAUUAUUGUGUGUUUUGGGUAUUUGGGAUCGUAACGAGCAUGUUGAAGAUAGCCUAUACUCGUUUUCGAUCGUCACCACCGACGCUGGCUCGUCUAUCGAACACGUCCAUCAUCGUAUGCCGUGCAUAGUGAGAUUCGAAGAUGCAAUUGAGUGGAUUGACGGGAACUGGCCCAAAGUUCUCGAUCUAAUAAUGUCCAAAGAUGACUUGGAGUUCUACAGGGUCUCAACUGCUGUGAACAAAAUUGGUAGUAAGGGCCAGUUGAAUGAGCCACUCAAGGAGGAAGAAGUGGCCCAGGUGGGUGAUAAGCGACAGUCCACUAUGGAUUCCUUUUUCUCACCAAAAAGAAUCAAAAAGGAGUAG
Messenger RNA from Wickerhamiella sorbophila, 747 nucleotides. RefSeq lists its product as hypothetical. Bases 1 to 747 code for a protein of 248 amino acids. The record is from RefSeq and is a predicted model, not a curated record. NCBI's taxonomy places the organism in Eukaryota, Fungi, Ascomycota, Dipodascomycetes, Dipodascales, Trichomonascaceae. Gene Ontology annotation, biological process: DNA damage response. Gene Ontology annotation, molecular function: single-stranded DNA binding. The transcript has a single exon.